Solenopsis invicta (red fire ant) is the source of this 1136-nucleotide messenger RNA. RefSeq names its product tetraspanin-9-like. Bases 86 to 1090 code for a protein of 334 amino acids. Lineage: Eukaryota; Metazoa; Arthropoda; Insecta; Hymenoptera; Formicidae. The transcript has 7 exons. Gene Ontology annotation, cellular component: membrane. The record is from RefSeq and is a predicted model, not a curated record.
UUUUUUUCAGUACGCCAUAAUCAUAUUUCUAUUGCUUGUGAAGGAGAUAAUCGUCGUCGUUCAACUAGACAAUUUCCAAAAGGAAAUGAUAAAGCUUUUAGAAAAAGAUAUGGAAAAUUCGCUGCAACUUUACAAUGAUAAUACAUUUGUUCGCAACUUCUGGGACAUAACACAGUCGACGUUACAGUGUUGCGGCGUUAAUAGUUGGGAAGAUUGGAAAAUUCAUGGUCUUGAAGUACCAAACAGUUGUUGUAAAUCUAACCAGAUUGUCGCAACUAGUGACAUAGCUAUUUUAAUCGUGUGGGGUCUGAUUGACAACUCUUCAUGGACAAGAUAUGCGGAAAAGGAUAGACGGUUAGAUGUCGCAUUUACUACUGAUUUACUACUGAUUUUCGGAAUUAUCAUGACAUUUAUCGCCAUCUUUGGAAUCGUUGCUGCCUUGCGAGAAGCCAAGUAUAUGCUCUUCACAUACACUGUAAUCGUGUUUCUAUUUUUUGUGAUUGAGAUAAUCAUUAGCGUCGGGCAAUAUAAUUCCAACAAGGAAGUGAUAAAUUUCUUAGAGAAAGGCAUAAAAAAUUUGAUCCAAUUUUACAAUAAUAAUAAAACUGUUCGCAACAUCUGGAAUACCACCCAGUCGACGUACCAAUGCUGCGGCGUUAAUAGCUGGGAGGACUGGGAAACACAUGGUCUUAAAGUUCCAGACAGCUGUUGUAAAUCUGACCAGAGAAUUCGAUGCGAAAAUAUCUCCAAAAAUUACCCGGAAGAUUGCAUGAACAAAAUGCGAAUCCAAAUACAGCAUUUACGAUUUUUAAAUUAUACUACUAUUUCGGUCAUAUGUCUGAUGUUUUUCGGAAUAGUAUCCUCUUAUGCGCUCUACAACAAGAUCAAUCCAAGCAGCACAAAGAAGCCGAGGCGACGUCGACCCGACGUCGACGACGCAACCAUUAGUCAGCAAUUGACGUCGACGCGACGUGAAUCCGACUGCGAUUCGACCAAAGUAGUCAUACAAAUUAUGUGGUUAUACCACGGUAGUCGAUGUGGUAAGACGUCCGCACGAAAUUUGGGAGAUCCAGAUUCGAAUCUUGACUGAGAUGUUAUUUUUUUUGCAAUAAAAUAAUUUACAAUCUUUCCGGGGG